AUGGGGACCAUAGGAUUCCAAUUCACAUCUUGGCUCAUCUUCCUGAUGCUGCUGGUCAGCUCAGUUCCUCAUAAAGUAAACAUAAUUCCUUCUCUUCAGACAGGGAGCCUGAGUAAACUAAAGGCGAAUGAAAAUGAGAUCGGCCGAGUAUGCACAACUUGGGGUCAUUACCACUGGAAGACAUUUGAUGGAGAUUUCUACCAGCUGGCCUCCAGCUGUAACCAUAUCUUGGCCUACCAGUGUAAAGAAAGCUACAAUGAUUUCAGCCUCCAAAUGAGGCGCACAGUCAUUGACGACAUCCCCACCAUUAGCAACAUUAUCAUAAAUCUUGAAGGUUCUGAUGUGGAGAUCUCCAACAGCUCAGUGAUACUCGAUGGCAAGACGGUUUCUCUGCCACAUGUCACAUACGGUGUGUCCAUCAUGGAGAAGGAAUCUUAUAUCAUCGUUGAAGCUAAACUGGGAAUUACAGUGACCUGGAACCUGGACGACUCCCUGGAAAUUGAAAUUGAUGAGAAAUACCAGAACAAGAUAUGUGGACUCUGUGGAAACUUUGACGGGGAGGCCAAUGAUUUGAUGAAAGAUGGCGCUCGGUUGUCUGUGGGCGACUUUGCUGACACCUACAAGGUGGACGGGCCGACAGAGAGGUGUGAGGAGCCUGCACCCACCCCAAUCCAGGACUGUGGCAUAAAGGAAUUCUGUGACGAGAUCUUCUCCAGUCCUCCGUUCAAAGAAUGCAACAACCUUUUGGACGUGGAAUCCUUUAAUAAAGUCUGUAUGAAUGAUGUGUGCAACUCAAAAGACACCACUAACUCUAAUCUCUGCAAAACCAUAUCAGAGUUCUCCAGACAGUGUGUCCAUGCAGGGGGCAAGACAGAACAGUGGAGGAAUGCAACGUUUUGCCCCAAGAAAUGUCCAUACAACAUGGAGUUCAUGGAGUAUAGCAAUCCAUGUGUCGACAGCUGCUCCACGCCUCAGGCCAGCCAGACAUGUAACAGAGACUUCAGGGAUGGCUGCGCCUGCCCCAACGGAACCGUCUUUGAUGACAUCAGUAAAACUGGCUGCAUUGCACAAGAUCAGUGUCCAUGUCGGCACCAAAACAAGUUGUACAAGUCAGGAGAGUCCUACUCAUCCAACUGUAGAUCCUGUGUGUGUGAGAGUGGACAGUGGAGUUGUAUGGAGGAGAACUGUCCGGGAACCUGCUCUCUGGAGGGAGGGGCUCACAUCAACACCUUUGAUGGCAAAGCUUACACCUUCCAUGGGGACUGCUCCUACGUCCUGGCUAAGCAGAGUGAUGACUCCUCGUUUGCAGUGCUGGUGGAUCUGGUCAAGUGCGGCAUGGCUGACAGUCAGACCUGCCUCAGAGCUGUAACUUUGAGCUUAGACAGCAGUUCUGUGGUCAUUAAAGUUACGGCUACCGGGAAUGUCUAUGUGAACCAGAUUGAAUCGAAGCUUCCAUUGUUUACAUCGAUGCUGAGGGCCUUCAGUCCGUCCUCCUUCUACAUCGUCAUGGACAUCCAGAUGGGCAUUCAAGUCAUGGUCCAGCUGUCCCCUGUGAUGCAGGUCUUCAUCUCUGCUGACACUUCUCUGAAAGGAACCACCUCUGGUUUGUGUGGGAACUUCAACAACAUAAUGAACGAUGACUUCAAGGUGAUUAGUGGGCUGGUGGAGGGUACUGCUCCAGCCUUUGGCAACUCAUGGAAAACUAAAGCCACCUGCCCCGACAUUACAGCACGAUUUGGACACCCCUGUAGGCAAAGCAUCAACAAAGAGAGUUUUGCCCAGUACUGGUGCUCCAAACUCACCGAUCCCAAGGGAGUGUUUUCUUCGUGCCAUCAUUUAAUUAGUCCCACCUUGUACAACGAAAACUGUAUGUAUGACAGCUGUAACUGUGAGGACAGCGAGGAAAGCAUGUGUGCUGCAGUCUCAGCCUAUGUUUAUGCCUGUGCAGCUGCAGGGAUCCACCUAAGAGGCUGGAGGAACACCAUAUGUGGCAAAUUCAGUGAAUCAUGUCGGGGAGAAACUGUGUAUGACUACAACAUGACCUGCUGCAGCCGCACCUGCCGGUCCCUCAGCCAGACUGACCACUCCUGCAAGAGCAGCAUCACCGCAGUGGAUGGCUGCGGCUGUACAGAGGGAACCUACAUGACUGAGGACAGCCAGUGUGUGUCCAGAGAACGCUGUCCUUGCUAUGAUAAAGAAACCAUUAUUCCUGCUGGGCAGACUGUCAAAAAAGAUGGCAACACAUGUGUUUGCAGACAAGGAGCUCUCAGCUGUUCAGGAGUGACUCAACAACCAUCAUCAUGUGUGGCCCCAAUGGUUUACUUUGACUGCUCCGAUGUUCAACCUGGGAUCACUGGGACUGAAUGUCUAAAGAGCUGCAGCACUCUGGACAUGGCUUGUAUUUCUACCGACUGCACGUCGGGCUGCAUGUGUCCUGAUGGCCUGGUGUCAGAUGGACUGGGAGGCUGCAUCAACGAGAGCAGCUGUCCAUGCCUGCAUAACGGACAGGCCUAUCAUCCCGGGCAGACUCUCACUGUGGACUGCAACAUCUGCUCCUGCAGUGGAAGGAAGUUCACAUGUACCACCAAUGUGUGUGAUGCAGUGUGUGGUAUCUAUGGUGACGGGCACUAUGUCACAUUUGAUGAUAAGAGGUUUGACUUCAAUGGAGACUGUGAAUACACACUUCUACAGGACCACUGUGGCAUCGGAAAGACCAACGGAAGCUUCAGAAUUAUCUCGGAAAAUGUUCCAUGUGGAAGCACUGGAACGACCUGCUCCAAGGCCAUCAAGAUCUACCUUGGGGAUAAUGAAUUCCAAUUAAAAGAUGAAAAAUUCAGCGUGUUAAAGGGCAGCACGGGUAAAGGUGGUAAAUCUAAAUUACAUAAGAUGGGUAUCUACCUGGUGGUGACGAUCAAGCCAGGACUUGUGAUGGUUUGGGACCAGAAGACCAGUCUUUUCAUUAAACUCAACCCGCAGCUCCAGGGUCAAGUAUGUGGUCUGUGUGGAAACUACGACGGUAACAGUAAGAACGACUUUACUACACGCUCCCAGGAGACAGUUGCAGAUGUUCUAGAAUUUGGAAACAGUUGGAAGGUUUCAUCCACCUGCCCAGAUGCCGGACUUGUCACUGAUCCCUGUGCCUCUAACCGCUAUCGAGCAGCCUGGUCCCAGAAACAGUGCAGCAUCAUCACCAGCGUUACCUUCCAGAGCUGCCAUUCAAAGGUUGACCCUGGUCCAUACUUUGAUUCUUGCGUGAGAGACUCUUGUGCUUGUGACUCUGGUGGGGACUGCGAGUGUCUCUGCACUGCUGUGGCUGCUUAUGCCAAAGCUUGUAAUGAAGCUGGGGCCUGUGUUAAAUGGAGAACUCCAAAGCUCUGCCCUGUUUUCUGCGACUAUUAUAAUGCCCCUGGUGACUGUGAGUGGCAUUACAAGCCUUGUGGAGCUGACUGCAUGAAGACAUGUAGGAAUCCUUCAGGAAACUGUUCCACGCUCAUCACUGCCCUCGAAGGCUGCUAUCCAAAGUGUCCCCCAACCCAGCCCUACUUUGAUGAAGACAACAUGAAGUGUGUCACCUGGCGUCAAUGUGGCUGCUAUGAUGACAAAGGCACCCACUACAGCAUUGGAGAUAAGGUUCCAUCGAACAACUGUUACACUUGCUCCUGUUCAGAUUCUGGAAUAAGGUGCAGCUACAAUGUGAACUCUUGUACAUGCUUCAUUAAUGGAAAAACAUAUGAAUAUGGGGAAACCAUCUACAACACCACGGAUGGGCUAGGAAACUGCAUCACAGCUGAGUGUGGGGCAAAUGGGACUGUAACAAGAAGAACGUACACGUGCGUAACGACCACUACACAAGGCCCUCAAACUACGUCUUUUGCAUUUAAAGUUCCUGUAACAGCAACAGAGGGGACCACUGCCACACCUUCAGAAACAACAACCUCAACAGGAACAACAGUAAACGUUGCUACAACUAAACCACCUAAAGAAGUCACCACUGGCCCAGUUACAACCUCUACCACAGCUGUUGUGGAAACUACAACAACGACAGGUGUUACAACAGAAAGUCCAGAAACUACAGUUGUAACAUCAACACCCUCGGUUGUAACCAAAACUACUAAAGUUCCUGUAACAGAAACAGAGGGGACCACUGCCACACCUUUAGAAACAACAACCUCAGCAGGAACAACAGUAAACGUUGCUACAACUAAACCACCUAAAGAAGUCACCACUGGCCCAGUUACAACCUCUACCACAGCUGUUGUGGAAACUACAACAACAACAACAGGUGUUACGACAGAAAGUCCAGAAACUACAGUUGUAACAUCAACACCCUCGGUUGUAACCAAAACUACGGAAGUUCCUGUAACAGCAACAGAGGGGACAACUGCCACACCUUUAGAAACAACAACCUCAGCAGGAACAACAGUAAACGUUGCUACAACUAAACCACCUAAAGAAGUCACCACUGGCCCAGUUACAACCUCUACCACAGCUGUUGUGGAAACUACAACAACAACAACAGGUGUUACGACAGAAAGUACAGAAACUACAGUUGUAACAUCAACACCCUCGGUUGUAACCAAAACUACUGAAGUUCCUGUAACAGAAACAGAGGGGACCACUGCCACACCUUUAGAAACAACAACCUCAGCAGGAACAACAGUAAACGUUGCUACAACUAAACCACCUAAAGAAGUCACCACUGGCCCAGUUACAACCUCUACCACAGCUGUUGUGGAAACUACAACAACGACAGGUGUUACGACAGAAAGUCCAGAAACUACAGUUGUAACAUCAACACCCUCGGUUGUAACCAAAACUACGGAAGUUCCUGUAACAGCAACAGAGGGGACCACUGCCACACCUUUAGAAACAACAACCUCAGCAGGAACAACAGUAAACGUUGCUACAACUAAACCACCUAAAGAAGUCACCACUGGCCCAGUUACAACCUCUACCACAGCUGUUGUGGAAACUACAACAACGACAGGUGUUACAACAGAAAAUCCAGAAACUACAGUUGUAACAUCAACACCCUCGGUUGUAACCAAAACUACUGAAAUUCCUGUUACAGCAACAGAGGGAACCACUGCCAAACCUUCAGAAACAACAACCUCAGCAGGAACAACAGUAAACGUUGCUACAACUAAACCACCUAAAGAAGUCACCACUGGCCAAGUUACAACCUCUACCACAGCUGUUGUGGAAACCACAACAACGACAGGUGUUACAACAGAAAGUCCAGAAACUACAGUUGUAACAUCAACACCCUCGGUUGUAACCAAAACUACGGAAGUUCCUGUAACAGCAACAGAGGGGACAACUGCCACACCUUUAGAAACAACAACCUCAGCAGGAACAACAGUAAACGUUGCUACAACUAAACCACCUAAAGAAGUCACCACUGGCCAAGUUACAACCUCUACCACAGCUGUUGUGGAAACCACAACAACGACAGGUGUUACGACAGAAAGUCCAGAAACUACAGUUGUAACAUCAACACCCUCGGUUGUAACCAAAACUACGGAAGUUCCUGUAACAGCAACAGAGGGAACCACUGCCAAACCUUUAGAAACAACAACCUCAGCAGGAACAACAGUAAACGUUGCUACAACUAAACCACCUAAAGAAGUCACCACUGGCCCAGUUACAACCUCUACCACAGCUGUUGUGGAAACUACAACAACGACAGGUGUUACAACAGAAAGUCCAGAAACUACAGUUGUAACAUCAACACCCUCGGUUGUAACCAAAACUACUAAAGUUCCUGUAACAGAAACAGAGGGGACCACUGCCACACCUUUAGAAACAACAACCUCAGCAGGAACAACAGUAAACGUUGCUACAACUAAACCACCUAAAGAAGUCACCACUGGCCCAGUUACAACCUCUACCACAGCUGUUGUGGAAACUACAACAACGAUAGUUACAACCUCUACCACAGCUGUUGUGGAAACUACAACGACGUCGCCAGGUGUUACGACAGAAAGUCCUGAAAGUACAGUUGUAACAUCAACAUCCUCGGUUGCAACCAAAACUACUGAAGUUCCUGUAACAGAAACAGAGGGGACCACUGCCACACCUUUAGAAACAACAACCUCAGCAGGAACAACAGUAAACGUUGCUACAACUAAACCACCUAAAGAAGUCACCACUGGCCCAGUUACAACCUCUACCACAGCUGUUGUGGAAACUACAACAUCUUCGCCAGGUGUUACGACAGAAAAAAGUCCAGAAACUACAGUUGUAACAUCAAGACCCUCGGUUGUAACCAAAACUACUGAAGUUCCUCUUACAGCAACAGAGGGAACCACUGCCAAACCUUCUGAAUCAACAACCUCAGCAGGAACAACAGUAAACGUUGCUACAACUAAACCACCUAAAGAAGUCACCACUGGCCCAGUUACAACCUCUACCACAGCUGUUGUGGAAACUACAACAAAGACAGGUGUUACGACAGAAAGUCCAGAAACUACAGUUGUAACAUCAACACCCUCGGUUGCAACCAAAACUACUGAAAUUCCUGUCACAGAAACAGAGGGGACCACUGCCACACCUUUAGAAACAACAACAUCAGCAGGAACAACGCUAAAUGUUGCAACAACUAAACCACCUAAAGAAGUCACCAGUGGCCCAGUUACAACAUCUACCACAGCUGUUGUGGAAACUACAACAACGCCAGGUGUUACAACAGAAAGUCCAGAAACUACAGUUGUAACAUCAACACCCUCUGUUGUAACCAAAACUACUGAAGUUCCUGUUACAGCAACAGAGGGAACCACUGCCAAACCUUCAGAAACAACAACAUCAGCAGGAACAACAGUAAAGAUUGCUACAACUAAACCACCUAAAGAAGUCACCACUGGCCCAGUUACAACCUCUACCACAGCUGUUGUGGAAACUACAACAACGACAGGUGUUACAACAGAAAGUCCAGAAACUACAGUUGUUACAUCAACACCCUCGGUUGCAACCAAAACUACUGAAGUUCCUGUAACAGAAACAGAGGGGACCACUGCCACACCUUUAGAAACAACAACCUCAGCAGGAAAAACAGUAAACGUUGCUACAACUAAACCACCUAAAGAAGUCACCACUGGCCCAGUUACAACCUCUACCACAGCUGUUGUGGAAACUACAACAUCUUCGCCAGGUGUUACGACAGAAAGUCCUGAAAGUACAGUUGUAACAUCAACACCGUUUGUCGUUACAAAAACUACGGAAGUUCCUGUAACAGCAACAGAGGGGACCACUGCCAAACUUUCAGAAACAACAACCUCAGCAGGAACAUCAGUAAACGUUGCUACAACUAAACCACCUAAAGAAGUCACCACUGGCCCAGUUACAACCUCUACCACAGCUGUUGUGGAAACUACAACAACUCCAGGUUUUACGACAGAAAGUCCAGAAACUACAGUUGUAACAUCAACACCCUCGGUUGUAACCAAAACUACUGAAGUUCCUCUUACAGCAACAGAGGGAACCACUGCCAAACCUUCUGAAUCAACAACCUCAGCAGGAACAACAGUAAAAGUUGCUACAACUAAACCACCUAAAGAAGUCACCACUGGCCCAGUUACAACCUCUACCACAGCUGUUGUGGAAACUACAACAAAGACAGGUGUUACGACAGAAAGUCCAGAAACUACAGUUGUAACAUCAACACCCUCGGUUGUAACCAAAACUACUGAAAUUCCUGUCACAGAAACAGAGGGGACCACUGCCACACCUUUAGAAACAACAACAUCAGCAGGAACAACGCUAAAUGUUGCAACAACUAAACCACCUAAAGAAGUCACCAGUGGCCCAGUUACAACCUCUACCACAGCUGUUGUGGAAACUACAACAACGCCAGGUGUUACAACAGAAAGUCCAGAAACUACAGUUGUAACAUCAACACCCUCUGUUGUAACCAAAACUACUGAAGUUCCUGUUACAGCAACAGAGUUAACCACUGCCAAACCUUCAGAAACAACAACAUCAGCAGGAACAACAGUAAAGAUUGCUACAACUAAACCACCUAAAGAAGUCACCACUGGCCCAGUUACAACCUCUACCACAGCUGUUGUGGAAACUACAACAACGACAGGGUUUACGACAGAAAGUCCAGAAACUACAGUUGUAACAUCAACACCCUCGGUUGUAACCAAAACUACUGAAGUUCCUGUAACAGAAACAGAGGGGACCACUGCCACACCUUUAGAAACAACAACCUCAGCAGGAACAACAGUAAUCGUUGCUACAACUAAACCACCUAAAGAAGUCACCACUGGCCCAGUUACAACCUCUACCACAGCUGUUGUGGAAACUACAACAUCUUCGCCAGGUGUUACGACAGAAAGUCCUGAAAGUACAGUUGUAACAUCAACACCGUUUGUCGUUACAAAAACUACGGAAGUUCCUGUAACAGCAACAGAGGGGACCACUGCCAAACUUUCAGAAACAACAACCUCAGCAGGAACAUCAGUAAACGUUGCUACAACUAAACCACCUAAAGAAGUCACCACUGGCCCAGUUACAACCUCUACCACAGCUGUUGUGGAAACUACAACAACUCCAGGUUUUACGACAGAAAGUCCAGAAACUACAGUUGUAACAUCAAGACCCUCGGUUGUAACCAAAACUACUGAAGUUCCUCUUACAGCAACAGAGGGAACCACUGCCAAACCUUCUGAAUCAACAACCUCAGCAGGAACAACAGUAAGCGUUGCUACAACUAAACCACCUAAAGAAGUCACCACUGGCCCAGUUACAACCUCUACCACAGCUGUUGUGGAAACUACAACAAAGACAGGUGUUACGACAGAAAGUCCAGAAACUACAGUUGUAACAUCAACACCCUCGGUUGCAACCAAAACUACUGAAAUUCCUGUCACAGAAACAGAGGGGACCACUGCCACACCUUUAGAAACAACAACAUCAGCAGGAACAACGCUAAAUGUUGCAACAACUAAACCACCUAAAGAAGUCACCAGUGGCCCAGUUACAACCUCUACCACAGCUGUUGUGGAAACUACAACAACGCCAGGUGUUACAACAGAAAGUCCAGAAACUACAGUUGUAACAUCAACACCCUCUGUUGUAACCAAAACUACUGAAGUUCCUGUUACAGCAACAGAGGGAACCACUGCCAAACCUUCAGAAACAACAACAUCAGCAGGAACAACAGUAAAGAUUGCUACAACUAAACCACCUAAAGAAGUCACCACUGGCCCAGUUACAACCUCUACCACAGCUGUUGUGGAAACUACAACAACGACAGGUGUUACAACAGAAAGUCCAGAAACUACAGUUGUUACAUCAACACCCUCGGUUGCAACCAAAACUACUGAAGUUCCUGUAACAGAAACAGAGGGGACCACUGCCACACCUUUAGAAACAACAACCUCAGCAGGAAAAACAGUAAACGUUGCUACAACUAAACCACCUAAAGAAGUCACCACUGGCCCAGUUACAACCUCUACCACAGCUGUUGUGGAAACUACAACAUCUUCGCCAGGUGUUACGACAGAAAGUCCUGAAAGUACAGUUGUAACAUCAACACCGUUUGUCGUUACAAAAACUACGGAAGUUCCUGUAACAGCAACAGAGGGGACCACUGCCAAACUUUCAGAAACAACAACCUCAGCAGGAACAUCAGUAAACGUUGCUACAACUAAACCACCUAAAGAAGUCACCACUGGCCCAGUUACAACCUCUACCACAGCUGUUGUGGAAACUACAACAACUCCAGGUUUUACGACAGAAAGUCCAGAAACUACAGUUGUAACAUCAACACCCUCGGUUGUAACCAAAACUACUGAAGUUCCUCUUACAGCAACAGAGGGAACCACUGCCAAACCUUCUGAAUCAACAACCUCAGCAGGAACAACAGUAAAAGUUGCUACAACUAAACCACCUAAAGAAGUCACCACUGGCCCAGUUACAACCUCUACCACAGCUGUUGUGGAAACUACAACAAAGACAGGUGUUACGACAGAAAGUCCAGAAACUACAGUUGUAACAUCAACACCCUCGGUUGUAACCAAAACUACUGAAAUUCCUGUCACAGAAACAGAGGGGACCACUGCCACACCUUUAGAAACAACAACAUCAGCAGGAACAACGCUAAAUGUUGCAACAACUAAACCACCUAAAGAAGUCACCAGUGGCCCAGUUACAACCUCUACCACAGCUGUUGUGGAAACUACAACAACGCCAGGUGUUACAACAGAAAGUCCAGAAACUACAGUUGUAACAUCAACACCCUCUGUUGUAACCAAAACUACUGAAGUUCCUGUUACAGCAACAGAGUUAACCACUGCCAAACCUUCAGAAACAACAACCUCAGCAGGAACAACAGUAAAGUUUGCUACAACUAAACCACCUAAAGAAGUCACCACUGGCCCAGUUACAACCUCUACCACAGCUGUUGUGGAAACUACAACAACGACAGGGUUUACGACAGAAAAAAGUCCAGAAACUACAGUUGUAACAUCAACACCCUCGGUUGUAACCAAAACUACUGAAGUUCCUGUUACAGCAACAGAGGGAACCACUGCCAAACCUUCAGAAACAACAACAUCAGCAGGAACAACAGUAAAGAUUGCUACAACUAAACCACCUAAAGAAGUCACCACUGGCCCAGUUACAACCUCUACCACAGCUGUUGUGGAAACUACAACAACGACAGGUGUUACGACAGAAAGUCCAGAAACUACAGUUGUAACAUCAACACCCUCGGUUGUAACCAAAACUACUGAAGUUCCUGUUACAGCAACAGAGGGAACCACUGCCAAACCUUCAGAAAAACCACCUAAAGAAGUCACCACUGGCCCAGUUACAACCUCUACCACAGCUGUUGUGGAAACUACAACAACGACAGGUGUUACGACAGAAAGUCCAGAAACUACAGUUGUAACAUCAACACCCUCGGUUGUAACCAAAACUACUGAAGUUCCUGUAACAGCAACAGAGGGAACCACUGCCAAACCUUCAGAAACAACAACCUCAGCAGGAACAACAGUAAACGUUGCUACAACUAAACCACCUAAAGAAGUCACCACUGGCCCAGUUACAACCUCUACCACAGCUGUUGUGGAAACUACAACAACGACAGGUGUUACGACAGAAAAAACUUCUAAAGCUACAACUUCCAUUGGCCCAAUAACACAGACACUUCCAGGCACUAGAACUGUUUACACUACUGGGCCAAUUCGAACCACCGUUUUUUCCACACCAUCUCUGUUAACAACAACAACAAAUUCAUGUGUGUGCAUUGUCAAUGGGACCUCACACCAGCCUGGGGACUUGCUGUACAAUGUCACUGAUGGCAUAGGUUGGUGUUACGUUGCAUAUUGCAAUGCAUCCUGUAAAGUUGAUAUCCAAUUCGCUUCAUGUCCCACUACACCGAUACCCAGCACAACCGCACAGUCUAGCACUGUUUCGUCUGGCACCACUACAAAGGCUGCAGUUUCUUCCACCACAACUGUUACUAUCCCUUCAUCUACUCCACCAACAACCCUACUGGACUGCAAUGAUGUUUAUCCACCAAGAAAGAAUGGAGAGUCCUGGAAGGUCAGCAACUGCACCACAGCUACCUGCAACCAAGGCACAAUCACAAAGACACCUACUAAUUGUCCCAAAUCACAAGAGCCCAUAUGUGCCAAUGGACGGCAAGCUGUCAAAGUCUACGAUGAUAAAGGAUGCUGCUUCCACCAUGAAUGUGAAUGUGUAUGCAGUGUCUGGGCCCAAAACCACUACAAAACCUUUGAUGGAAAAUCAUUCAAUUUCAACGAGAGCUGCUCUUACUACCUGGUCAAAGAAAUUAUUACGAGACAUAACCUGACUGUUAUUGUAAACAACCAUGACUGUGAGCCUUCAGACGUCACAUUCUGUCCCCAGACUCUCACUAUAACCUACCGAUCCUACACAGUUGUUUUGUCUCAGUUGAAGACUGGAGGAACAGUGACUAAUGCGGUGUAUGUGAAUAGGAAACGUAUCUAUCCCGCCUUCGAAAAUUCUGUUCUAUUCAUCACUAGCACAGAUAUGGUGAUAACAUUGACGAUACCAGAGAUCAACACAAAAGUGGUCUAUAGGAGCUCCUCAAUCAGCAUUGACCUACCUUAUACCCUAUUUGGCGGGAACACUGAGGGACAGUGUGGGACCUGUGAUAACUCACAGAACAAUGACUGUCGCUCUCCAAACGGCCAGGUGGACAGCUGCUCGGACUCUGCAGGCCAGUGGCAAGUCCCAGGCACACCGUGUGUUACCCCUACAACCCCAACUAUUACAACAUCACCCACCACCAGCUCAAAACCACCAACCACAACGCAGCCCCCUUGCAAACCUCCAAUUUGUAAUAUCCUAACAAGCAGUGUCUUUAAAGCAUGCCACAAAGUCGUACCUCCGGGACCAUUUGUGACUGGCUGUGUGUUUGACAAUUGCAACCUUGGCAAUAAAACCUGCACCAGCCUGGAGGCCUAUGCCACUGAGUGCUCUAAUGAAGGGGUCUGUAUCGAUUGGAGGAAUGCGACCAAUGGGCGCUGUGAGCAAACCUGUCCAAGCAACAAAGUGUACAAGGCCUGUGGCAGCAGCGUGGAGCCGACAUGCAAUAACAGAUACAACAAAAAGUUCGACACAGAUACUAAUGCAUCCACGAACAACACCACGGAGGGCUGCUUCUGUCCUCCUGGCACCAUCUUAUUCAACACCGUCUAUGACAUAUGUGUUGCCUCCUGUGAUUGCGUUGGACCUGAUGGUAAACCCAAAAAGCCUGGUGAUACAUGGAUAAGUGGCUGCAACACAUGUAAGUGUGACAAAGAUUCCAUGAGCAUCCAGUGUGAGCCUGCACCCUGCCCCACAGUGCAGAGCCCUGUCUGCAGCGGACCGGGCCAGCAGCUGGUCAACAACACAGACGGCUGCUGCACAACACAGUCCUGCGAUUGUAAUGUAAACCUGUGUCCAGGACCAAUCAACUGCCCAUUGGGUUUCCAACUCAACAUUACCAGCGGCGACUGCUGCCAGUCCUACGAGUGUGUUCCUAAGGGUGUAUGUGUCUAUGACAUGAAUGAGUAUAAGCCUGAUGAAAAGAUACCAACAGAAACCACACCAGAACCACCAUUAGAAUCACCUUCAUCACCACCAACAACAGAACAACAAUCAGGAACCACAGCACCAUCAGGAGCAGGACAACCAUCAGGAACUACAACAGCACAAUCUUACAAACCAAAACCCUGCCAAGAGUGUUUCUGUGGCCGCAACAUGGAUCCCAUCACUAGGUUGAACAUCAUUAACUGCAGACCUGUUGUCUGCAACACAGAAUGCUCCAAAGGUUAUGAAUAUCAGACCGUACAUGGAAAGUGCUGUGGGAAAUGUGUUCAGAAGAGCUGCAUUUUCACCACACAUGGGAACACCACACAUAUUCUUGAGCUCAACAACACCUUUGUUCCCAAUAAUGACAAGUGUGUGAAAUAUACCUGUGAGAAGAUAAAUGGACAGCUUAUUACCAAGGAGACCAAGACGACCUGUUCUCCCUUUAACCCCUUGGACUGUGAACCUGGCACCGAGACUACUGACGCUACUGGAUGCUGCCAAACCUGCAAGCGGAAGAGUGUCUGUGAGAUAAAGAGUAAGCUAACACUCGUGGAAGUGAACGGCUGUAAGAGCGCACAGCCGGUCAACAUUACAUCCUGCGCUGGACACUGUGGAAGCUCGUCCAUGUAUUCGGCAGCAGCUAACAUGAUGAUGCGCCAGUGUGAGUGUUGCCAAGAGGCCAGCGUAAGUAAAAAGAGUGUGGAGCUGACUUGUGCUAAUGGCUUAAAGAUGAACCACAGCUACACUGCAGUUGAGACGUGCAGCUGCAGAAAGUCAGAAUGUGAGCCUGGGACCACAUCAGAACCACUUCAACGCAGGAGACGCUGAUCUACAGUGCUGUCCACCCGACUGAAGCCUUAGAAACACUGAGCAAGACUUAACCUACUUAUUCUUGUCAGGUGUAUUAUUUAUAGCUAAAAAUGUGCUCUCCAUUUUCACUACAUACUACUGGGAUGUAAAGUUUUUUGGAUGAUUAUUAAUAAAAUGAUACUUCAGCAA
Molecule: messenger RNA, 14070 nt
Organism: Eleginops maclovinus (Patagonian blennie)
Lineage: Eukaryota; Metazoa; Chordata; Actinopteri; Perciformes; Eleginopidae
Product: mucin-5AC-like
Exons: 54
Coding region: 1-13899 (4632 amino acids)
Cellular component (GO): extracellular region; extracellular matrix
Molecular function (GO): hormone activity
Source: RefSeq, a predicted model, not a curated record